AACUGUCGAGGUUUCAGUCGGACCUCCGGAAGUAAACUGGUGACAAUGCGGCUUUGACGCUGAUAAUCAAUUCCCCCGCUAAAUCAGUACUCCCUGAAAGUUCGUGGCUAAUUCGGUUCCUACUAUACUACUCAAUCGCGCUACUCGAGCUGUUUGCUUGUGAGAAUUCGAGUGCAUAUUAGCGGCGCAAGACCAAGUGCCUAUAUUCUGCUCGAGAAUUCUCCUAACAUCGAUUUUCAAGGGCCGUCUUUGAGCCAGAGAAGCUCGGGCUUAGCCAGAUUUUUGGACAAUCGACACUGUAUAAGGUAAAUCAACCUAGAUACCAAUAAUAGGGGAGCAUUGGUGGCUAAGUUCGCUCACUCACUCACGUAUUCAUUCAUUUAUUUGUGUGUGGGUUUGUUAGUUUGUUUGUUCAUUUAUUUAUAUAACCAUGUGGAAAUUAGAGUUCGAUAGAGUGGUUCAUUGAAUUGGGAAGCAGUUUGGAUAAUGCCCCUGCGAUGCGACUAAUUAUGUUAACCAACGAAAAUCAAAGCUUGUUUGUUUGUCAAAUUUUGCUAGUAACCCUGAUUAUUUAGUUUCCAUGCAAAGAUCAAAAGUGCGUCAUUCAUUUUAAUACUUGGUAUGGCUUUUCGAGGUUCUUCUUUAUUGCACUUUCCCUUUUAAGAAUUUAGUAUCGAUUUUUCCCCGGUAAACAUUAGAGGUUGACCAGAAAUGAAUCUGCCAGAACAAAAACCAUUGGACUUCAAAAAAGGUAUAGUGUUACAUCAUCUUUUGUCUAAGAUAUAUUUGUAUGUUUCUUAAUUUUUUAUCUCGGUCUACUUGUCUUGAUAAAAGCUACAAAAGACAUUAUGACACGAAUACAACCAGUUUCGUCCCAGAUCGUUUGAAGUCUAUAGUAGCAUAAAGGCAAUCUACUACAAACAUGUUGUAUGAGUAAUAGAAGUUUGAGUAGUAUGAGCCAGAUAAUAGAAUAUUAGUAUGUCAGAAACGAACAUCGGCAUUUUGGGCAAAAUAAAAACAACAUAUACGAGGAUGAAUAAUGGAGCCAACUCUCAAAUCACCCGCACUCAAUUUAUAUCCUACCAAACGCUAGUUUUGAACGGGACGUUCUCAUCAUCUGCAUAUAUUCGAUGCGUCAACCUGCAAACAACUCGCUCUUUUGCUGGAAAUUUCUCCUCGGAGUAUACAGGUUUGUUUAACAUGUCUAGAGAAGGACUUGAAGGCUUCCCCUCACAUCCUUGGCAAGUAGUAAUAGAUUUAGACACUGCCUGGGACUGGAGCUCCAGAACAAAAAUUUGCUUAUUUUCGUUUAAUAACUUCAAUAUAACACGCACGACUGCUUGAUACGCUGCGUCACACAUCACGUGACUAUCUCAUUGAAUCACAUAACAUCUUCUAAGUUAGGUUGUUGAACUUUGGCCGAAAAAUGUGAGUCAAUAAGAAGCUAUAAGAUUCACCCUCACCUACUUGCGUCUUAGAAAAUAGAAAGUAUUUCCUUCUUAUCAGUAACCAAUAACUGUUUCAGACGUGGUUCAAGAAUAAGCGGUACAAGCUACGCAUCCAGGCGUAACAGCACCGCAAAUUCCACCGAGCUUCUCCGUGGACGAUGAGCCCGUCCCACAUCCCCUUUCACAGUGCAGAGAGGCACUCCAUGAGCUUACCACACGCGAGGUUCUACGGGAUGCCCUCUCCGUAUGCUUACUACCCCGUCUUUCAUCACUUACCGCCCAGCCACCUUAGCACGCCGGGGAGCGCAUCAUCCGGAUCUGAUGACUCGGAGGAAUCGGAUAAAACAAGGUCACAGAGAAGGCUAUUAAGAGGCAAUGAGAAGACCAACGAAAAGUAUAUUAAAAGGAUUAUCACGAAAAGACUUGAAAAAGCCGAAAAAGAGGACUUGGGAAGUAACGAUGGUGUUAGCGACUUGAUGCUGGAUCUCCAAGAAAAACACCCAGUGGAAGCCUAUGAGAAGGCAGACUACGUUAGUUCACUACGGCCAGCCACAGCACGAUUAAAACUAACAAGAAGUUGAAGGUUAGGCUAACAGCCAGAAGAGAUUUAUUUUUUGUGUACAACAGAACAACAUGCAGUUGUAGCAUACUGUUUAUAACUGGUUUUGUUGAAGGUAGUUUGACGAGACAGGUACAACAAAUCGUGAUAAGCAGAGUUUUACUUCCAGUAGCAUUACAAAAUGUUACAUUGUGGCGUUGUUGCCACAUAUGCAACUAGUUUGAGCUCAUUGGGGCAUGCAAUGUAACCUAGACCUAGCCCUUUCUUCUAAACACCUUCCACUAUUAGUAUCAUGUAUGCAUCAUGUGUGUGAGACGCUUAGGAGAUGAUGGCUGCUAGAUAGUCUUUCACCUCUGGUGGAGUAAGUCGACGGAAUCCAUUCUCAUUACACACUCCAAGCUCGAUGUUAUCUUCAGUCAUCUGUCCCUCAAAACUUUCCUACAAGCAUUUCAAAUAAUUAAUUCACUUUACUACUAGAACCUCCAGUUUUUCUCCAAAUAGCCCCAGUAUUUUUUUUAAUAUAAUGAUUUCUUGACUCCCCUGAGAAGAACUACCACAAAUCAUCCAAUUGCAAGUACAAUAGGUGGGGCAAAAUUACUAAUAGUACGUUAUGAUACAAAUCAUUACUUUAAAGAUAGAUCAUUUAAAUAAAAAAUCGCUGACCGAGGCUAAAUUGUUAUGAACGUGAAAAUAUAAUUAUAACUGGGGUAAGUACUCUGGUUUACUUCAUAAUGGGUACAACCUUCAAUAUAUAAUGUUAUCUAGUUACCUUUAGGGUUAGAAUUGCAGUGUGUAUUGCAUCUUCAAGCUCUAAACUCUCAUUAUAUCUAGCAAGGAGUAAUACAAUAACAGUAAGAUAAUUUGUGAUGACCAACCAAUAAUAAAAUUAUUAUUUUUCCCCCUGAAAAACAAAACGUAAAACAAAGAUCACAAGUAUUUUGUAUGCAAUGCUAAUGCUGCAAACAUACUUUUUUUGAAAUUCAGGUGAGAUGCAAUAAAAAAGCGUUUACACUUGUUUUCAGUUAAAUAUAUACAUACAGUAGGAACAUUUGUACAAACUUAAUUAACAAUAAAACACAAAGCUAAGAAA
This is a messenger RNA of Nematostella vectensis (starlet sea anemone), 3097 nucleotides long. RefSeq lists its product as uncharacterized. The record is from RefSeq and is a predicted model, not a curated record. The transcript is spliced from 4 exons. NCBI's taxonomy places the organism in Eukaryota, Metazoa, Cnidaria, Anthozoa, Actiniaria, Edwardsiidae. The coding region runs from base 1607 to 2029 and encodes 140 amino acids.